GGCUGGGUAGCCGGCAGCCGGGUGCUCCGCGAGGCGGCAAAGGUGGGAGCGGUGGGAAAGGAGAUGUUCCUCGUGUCUGUGCUGGAGGCAGGAUGAAUCUCGUGUCUAUGGCGACAGAUCCUGAGUUGAAAUGGAUAACCCUGUGGGUCCGCAUCAGGUGGGCGGCUGUGCUUGUGCUCCUCUUGGGCUCGCUCGUCAUGCUGCUGCUCCCACUGGCUGCUGUGGAAGACCAGUGCCAUGCGGUGCUCAAAGGACUCUCCUUCCUGAAAAGUAAACUGGGCGCAGGCUCCUCGGGAGUCACCAGAUACACAGGACAAACAACUGGACUGAGUGUGACCUCCAAUGGGCUGGAGCUGCUGGUGUUGAAAGGCAAAGCUUCCCCAGAAGUGAAGUUAGAAGCCAAAGCAGCUCUGAAUCAAGCCCUCGAAAUGAAGCGCCAAGGAAAGCGGGAGAAAGCCCACAAACUCUUUGUGUACGCCCUCAAAAUGGACCCUGAUUACGUGGAUGCCCUGAAUGAAUUUGGUAUUUUUAAUGAAGAGGAGAAAGACAUUCUUCAAGCUGAUUAUCUGUACUCCAAAGCACUAACCAUCUCUCCCUGCAACGAGAAGGCUUUGAUCAAUCGGGACCGGACGCUACCUUUAGUUGAAGAGAUAGAUCAGAGGUAUUUUAGCAUUAUUGACAGCAAAGUUAAAAAAGUGAUGGCGAUCCCCAAAGGCAAUUCUGCCCUGCGCCGAGUGAUGGAGGAGUCCUAUUAUCACCACAUCUACCACACGGUUGCUAUUGAAGGGAACACCCUGACGUUGUCAGAAAUACGACACAUCAUUGAGACCAGAUACGCUGUUCCUGGAAAAAGCUUAGUAGAGCAGAAUGAGGUGAUUGGCAUGCACGCAGCUUUGAAAUACGUCAAUACCACGCUGGUAUCGCGCAUAGGCUCCGUAACCAUCAGUGACAUCUUGGAGAUACACCGGAGAGUGCUGGGCUAUGCCGACCCGGUAGAGGCAGGGCGCUUCAGGACUACUCAGGUGUUUGUGGGACAUCACAUACCACCACAUCCCCAGGACGUUGAGAAACAGAUGCAGGAGUUUGUGCAGUGGAUUAACUCGGAAGAUGCCAUGAGCUUGCACCCUGUGGAAUUUGCAGCGUUAGCCCACUACAAGUUGGUUUACAUCCAUCCAUUUGUAGAUGGCAACGGAAGGACCUCGCGCCUGUUAAUGAACCUCAUACUAAUGCAGGCAGGCUACCCGCCCAUCACAAUCCGCAAGGAGCAACGGGCCGAGUAUUAUCAUGUCUUAGAAGUAGCCAACGAGGGUGACGUCAGGCCUUUCAUACGCUUUAUUGCUAAGUGUACGGAGACAACGCUGGACAUGUUGCUCAUUGCCACCACAGAAUACUCCGUGGGCUUACCUGAAGCAGAUGGCAGCACUGCUGGGUGCAAACAAACUAUCCCUGUCAAGACUUGAGGGUUGUGGAUAUUCAGGAGCCAAUGGAACGCACAGAAGAACGGAAUGCCAAGCCACUCAGUGUUCCUGCUGGGAAAUAACUUGACAGGAGGUGUCACUCUUUAGCAUUUCAUUUAUUUAAAGUGUCUUACAUUUGAUUAAAUUAAUGUAAUUUAUUUAUAUACAUUAUGCCAAGCUGAAAUGUGAACUGUUGAUGUUGACUGUGUACUAUAACUUGCUUGUGCUGCUGGAAAGAGGUGGGUAGAGGUGUCAGAGGGGCUCAACAAGCUGAAGUAGAAUUUAAUUUCUCCUUAAAAUUAAGCUUUGAGAAGCUGCUUCAAUCACAACCCUUCACCUAGUCAGUCAACUGCAUUGUCAUACCUUGUCAAGGAGCUUGGUAGGCAAGACAAAGUCUUAACUGAGUUGUUGCUUUUGUGUUACCUCUUCCCUGCUGCUCAAAAAACCCCCCAAAACACAACCCUUGCAGUAACUGCAUUCUCUAAGUUAUGUUAAUAAGACUCUUUCCUGUCAGUCAUACAAAUUUGAGGUUACCAAUCAGCAAGGAGGCCAAACCCCAGUUCAACAAAGGCGUCUUUCCCCUCCCAUUUCUAUUUUCAGUAGCACUUUGCACAUUUACUUUCAGUUGCUUUUCCUAGGAUGAGUUUUGUACAAGGGGGAAGCAUUUGGUUGAAGAUUACAGAUGAAGUGACUGGCACAAGAGAAAUGCUCUCUGACUUAUUUCACUGAACUGUGAGGUACUUUUGCUAUCCUUCAGCCUGAAGGACUACCUAGUGCUCCAAGGCCUUGCCUUGGAGAUGGUCUGAACCCCAUCUCACCCAGCAGGAUCCCUGGGAAACAGCAACUGUCCUUAUGCAUUUCAGUUCAGGGCUUGAAAAGAGCUUGCUUCUGCAAAGCUGUGGGCAGGAAUGGUUAUCUUAUAUAACCAUGAGACAACCUACAUCAGUUGUGCCAAUUUGGUAAGAAUGCAUAUAGCAAGCUUGCCAAAAACUUAAGUUUCUUCAAUCUAUACAAGAGACCUUUUCACAAUUAAUUACUAGGUCAUUUAAUUGCUGUGAUAAAUCCAUCAAGAAUCACAAGGCCUUUUUGUGCUGCCGUGGCAGUUAGCGUAGAACCUGGAAGCUGCUGUGCAAUUCAAAGCAGCAUACCUUAUUUUUGCUUUUAAGGUAAAAGUACCUGCAGCCUAACAUAGGAGAACAGCUCCCUACACCCCUGCCUGGCAGUUGUGUAACAGCUUAAUUGUUCAGAAAACUUCAAUCCAGUUUAGAGUGCUGUUAAGCUUUAACCCUUUGCAAAACAGCAUCAGCUGUUAGACUGUCCCAGGCCAGUGUUCAGUUUCUUCCCUUCUAACUCUCUUUCACCUGUAAGGGAGUUAGGAUCAUUUUAUACAAGCAGAGAACAGGACAAGACUGGGAGUUAUCUAUAUGCUACAGCACCACUCCAUGCUUGUGUACCGAUUACUUCUGACAGGGAAAGCGAACAAUAAAUGAGGAAGGUUGUUCUGGCCUUACAAAGCGUGGUUAUUUUUCUCAUGCAAGGUGAGUAUAAAUAAAAUCUGCACUUUAGAACUUUGAGGAAAAAAUGUUAUUUUAGUAACAGAUUAAUAAACUAUUUUAAUAUUAAA
Molecule: messenger RNA, 3081 nt
Organism: Phalacrocorax carbo (great cormorant)
Lineage: Eukaryota; Metazoa; Chordata; Aves; Suliformes; Phalacrocoracidae
Source: RefSeq, a predicted model, not a curated record